CGGGCGCGGGGAUGAGCGUCGGCGGCCGCCGCCAUGUCCACCAGGGUCACGGCGCCCGGGCCCGGGCCGGGGCCGGCGGCGGCGGCGGCGGGCGGCAAGGAGAAGCGCUCCUUCAGCAAGCGGCUGUUCCGCAGCGGCCGCGCGGGCGGCGGCGGCGCGGGGGGCCCCGGGCCGGCCGCGCCCGCCUCGCCGGCGUCGUCGGCGCGCUCGGUGGGCAGCUUCAUGAGCCGCGUCCUCAAGACGCUGUCCACGCUCUCGCACCUGAGCUCCGAGGGCGCCGCGGGGCCCGAGCGCGGCGGCCUGCGCGGCUGCUUCCCGCCGGGGCCGCCCGCCGCGCCCGCGCCGCCCCCCGCCUGCCCGCCGCCGCCCGCCGCGCCCGCGCCGCCCGCCUGCGCGCACGCCGAGCCGGUGCCCGGCGUGGCGGGGCUCCGCAACCACGGCAACACGUGCUUCAUGAACGCCACGCUGCAGUGCCUCAGCAACACCGAGCUCUUCGCCGAGUACCUGGCGCUCGGCCAGUACCGGGCGGGCCGGCCCGAGCCCGAGCCCGAGCCCGAGCCGCCCGCGCCGGGCCGCGGCGAGGUCACCGAGCAGCUGGCGCACCUGGUGCGCGCGCUCUGGACGCUGGAGUACACGCCGCAGCACAGCCGCGACUUCAAGAGCAUCGUGUCAAAGAACGCCCUGCAGUACCGGGGAAACUCUCAGCACGAUGCCCAGGAGUUUCUGCUGUGGCUCUUGGACCGGGUUCAUGAAGACCUCCACCAUGCAGUGCAGCCGAGCGGCCAGCCGCCUCUGAAGCCUCCGUCGGAGACUGACCUGAUGCCCGAAGGACCAUCUUUUCCAGUCUGUAGCACUUUUGUCCAGGAGCUUUUCCAGGCCCAGUACAGAUCCUCUUUGACAUGUCCUCACUGUCAGAAGCAGAGCAACACCUUUGACCCUUUCCUCUGCAUUUCUUUGCCAAUUCCUCUGCCGCACACAAGGCCUCUCUAUGUCACCGUAGUGUAUCAAGGGAAAUGCUCGCAUUGCAUGAGGAUCGGGGUGGCCGUGCCUCUGUCGGGGACCGUCGCUAGGCUCCGGGAAGCAGUAUCCAUGGAGACAAAAAUCCCCACUGAGCAGAUCGUGUUAACGGAAAUGUACUACGAUGGGUUCCAUCGUUCCUUUUGUGACACAGACGACCUGGAGACCGUCCAUGAAAGUGACUGCAUCUUUGCCUUUGAGACUCCAGAAAUAUUUCGGCCCGAAGGAAUUCUCAGUCAGAGAGGAAUCCACUUAAACAACAAUCUGAACCACUUGAAGUUCGACCUGGAUCACCCUCGGCUCUCUUCUGUGAACCAGACAGCCGCCAAGCAGGGGAAGGCAGACGUGCCCCCUGCCCGGGCAGGCAGCAGCAAGAUUGUCCUGCUGGUGUGCAACCGAGCCUGCAGCGGGCAGCAGGGCAAGAGGUUCGGGCUGCCCUUUGUGCUGCACCUGGAGAAGACCAUCGCCUGGGACCUGCUGCAGAAGGAGAUCCUGGAGAAGAUGAAGUACUUCCUGCGGCCCACCGUCUGCAUUCAGGUGUGCCCCUUCAGCCUGCGCGUGGUCAGCGUGGUGGGAAUCACGUACCUGCUGCCGCAGGAGGAGCAGCCCCUGUGCCACCCGACAGUGGAAAGGGCAUUAAAAUCCUGCGGACCGGGUGGCAGUGCGCAUGUGAAGUUGGUGGUGGAAUGGGACAAGGAGACAAAAGAUUUCUUGUUCGCGAGCACCGAGGAGGAGUACAUCCCCGAUGCUGAGAGCGUGCGUCUGCAGAAGGAACGCCACCACCAGCCGCAGACCUGCACCCUGUCCCAGUGCUUCCAGCUCUACACCAAGGAGGAGCGGCUCGCCCCGGAUGACGCCUGGCGCUGCCCACACUGCAAGCAACUGCAGCAGGGCAGCAUCACCCUGAGCCUCUGGACGCUGCCCGAUGUACUCAUCAUCCACCUGAAGCGCUUCCGACAGGAAGGAGACCGGCGACUGAAACUCCAGAACAUGGUCAAGUUCCCCCUGACCGGCCUGGACAUGACCCCUCACGUGGUCAAGAGGAGCCAGAGCAGCUGGAGCCUGCCCUCACACUGGUCUCCGUGGAGACGGCCCUACGGCCUCGGCAGGGACCCCGAGGACUGCGUCUAUGACCUGUAUGCUGUGUGCAAUCACCACGGCACCAUGCAAGGGGGGCACUACACAGCCUACUGCAAAAACUCAGUGGACGGGCUGUGGUACUGCUUCGAUGACAGCGACGUGCAGCAGCUCUCGGAGGAUGAGGUGUGCACGCAGACAGCAUACAUCCUCUUUUACCAGCGGCGCACGGCAAUCCCGUCCUGGUCGGCCAACAGCUCCGUGGCGGGCUCCACGAGCUCCUCCCUGUGUGAGCACUGGGUGAGCCGGCUCCCGGGCAGCAAGCAGGCUAGCGUGACCUCUGCCGCCUCGUCCCGGCGCACCUCCCUGGCCUCGCUCUCCGAGUCGGUGGAGAUGACGGGGGAGAGGAGCGAAGAUGACGGUGGCUUCUCCACUCGGCCCUUUGUGAGAAGUGUUCAGCGUCAGAGCCUGUCGUCCAGGUCGUCGGUCACCAGUCCCCUGGCCGUCCCCGAGAGCUGCAUCCGGCCAUCCUGGUCCCUGUCGGCCAAGCUGCAGAUGCGUUCCAAUUCCCCAUCACGCUUCCCUGGGGACUCACCGCUGCACACGUCCGCCUCCACCCUGGAGAAGAUCGGGGAGGCGGCCGACGACAAGGUCUCCAUCUCUUGCUUCGGGAGCCUGAGGAACCUUUCCAGCAGCUUCCAGGACGCGGGCGAGAGCCAUGGGCGGCGGGAGCCACGGGCGGGGGGCCGGGCCCCGCUGGCGGUCAUGGACGGCGUGUUCAAGGACGAGGCGGGCCCGCGCCCGGGGCACCCCGGCGCCCUGGAUGCGCCUAGCGGGAACCCAGCCCCGGGGGGCUGCUCACCCGCUGACUCGGACCCCUUUGACAACAACAACCAGAUCGCCUAUGUGGAUCAGAGCGACUCCGUGGACAGCUCUCCGGUCAAAGAGGCGACCCCCCCGGCCAAGAAGCCCGAGAGCACCGCCAAGAGGUCCCCCGGCGCCAAGCGGGCGUCGGAGCCCGAGAGAAGCUUGCGCAAGGGGCGGCCAGUGCUGGCCAGCCAGGACUCGUCCCUCUCCAGCACCUCCCCGUCCUCGCCGGUCCCCGUGAAGGCCUCCCUGAAGCCCUCCCGCCCCCGGAGCAGAGCCGACGCCGCCUCCAGGAAGGAGGCCGGGGGCCGGCACCCAGCUCCCGCCGCCGCCCACCCCCGCAAGGAGCCCUCCGCCAGAACCCCGGACCCCGCGUCCUCCCCGUCCCCACAGAAGCCCAGGUCCGCGUCGUCCCUGGCGCACGCGCCGUCCGCCUCCGCGGCCAGAAAGGGCGCUGGCCCGGCGCCCAGGGGCCCCUUUCCGCCGGGCAAGGGCCGGGCCUCCGAGCGGACCCUGAGCCGGGAGGGCUCCCGCCAGAGCCUGGCCUCCGAGCGGGGCAGCCUUCCGCCCGGCUCCAAGCCCGGCUCGCCCCGCGGGAGCCAGGCGCGCGCCGGCGAGGGCCGCCCCGACGGCCGGCACGUGCGCAGCAGCUCCAUGGCCAGCCUGCGCUCCCCCGGCACCGGCACGCGCGCGGGCCUCAAGCGGGACAGCAAGUCCGAGGACAAGGGGCUGUCCUUCUUCAAGUCGGCCCUGCGGCAGAAGGAGACGCGCCGCUCCACCGACCUGGGCAAGACGGCCCUGCUGUCCAGGAAGGCGGGCAAGGGCGCCGGGGAGGACAAGGCCGAGCGGGGGUCCCCGGCCCCCGCCUCCCAGCCCCCGCACGCCGGCGGGAGGGAGCAGCCCGCCCCCAAGGACCCCACGCCCAGCAGACACUCCCUGCUGUCCAGCCGCAGGUCCAGGUCUUCCCCGCUGGAGGCGGGUGCGCCCUCGGCUCCCGGCGCCCGGCCGGGGGCGGUGGCGGCCGAGAAGCCGGCCGCCAAGGUGUCUUCGAAGAGCAUGCCACCCUCUGCACGGUCCUCCUCUCAGAAACCUCAGUGAGCCCCCCGCGGCCCG
Molecule: messenger RNA, 4074 nt
Organism: Sorex fumeus (smoky shrew)
Lineage: Eukaryota; Metazoa; Chordata; Mammalia; Eulipotyphla; Soricidae
Gene: USP31
Product: ubiquitin specific peptidase 31
Exons: 16
Coding region: 34-4059 (1341 amino acids)
Biological process (GO): protein deubiquitination
Molecular function (GO): cysteine-type deubiquitinase activity
Source: RefSeq, a predicted model, not a curated record